This is a messenger RNA of Andrographis paniculata, 3168 nucleotides long. Its product is annotated as insulin-degrading enzyme-like 1, peroxisomal. The transcript has 26 exons. Bases 60 to 2969 code for a protein of 969 amino acids. Gene Ontology annotation, cellular component: cytosol; mitochondrion. Gene Ontology annotation, molecular function: metalloendopeptidase activity; metal ion binding. Gene Ontology annotation, biological process: peptide catabolic process. The record is from RefSeq and is a predicted model, not a curated record. NCBI's taxonomy places the organism in Eukaryota, Viridiplantae, Streptophyta, Magnoliopsida, Lamiales, Acanthaceae.
CCGAACUGCACAAAUAUCUCUUGACUUGGAAUACACGAAGACGGAGAAGAAGAGAAGAGAUGGCCGUGGAUGCAACGGUGAAGAAGGUUGAGAUUGUUAAGCCGAGGAAUGAUAAAAGAGAGUAUAGAAGAAUUGUUUUGGAGAACAAGCUUGAAGUUCUCCUCGUCAGCGAUCCAGAAACGGAUAAGUGUGCUGCAUCGAUGGAUGUUGGUGUCGGUUCUUUUAGUGAUCCCGACGGACUCGAAGGGCUCGCGCAUUUUCUCGAACACAUGCUUUUUUAUGCCAGUGAAAAGUACCCCUUGGAGGACAGUUACUCAAAAUACAUCAGUGAGAAUGGAGGUAGUACAAAUGCUUUCACAGCCUCUGAGCACACCAACUACUACUUUGAUGUGAAUCCUAACGCCUUUGAAGAUGCCUUGGAUAGAUUCGCUCAGUUUUUCAUUAAACCACUGAUGUCAGCUGAAGCUACCACUAGGGAAAUAAAGGCAGUUGACUCAGAGAACCAAAAGAAUCUACAAUCAGAUGUUUGGAGAAUGAAUCAGCUUCAGAAACAUUUAAGUGCGAAGGAUCAUCCAUACCACAAGUUCAGCACAGGGAAUUGGGAAACCUUGGAGGUCCGCCCAAACCAAAGAGGGGUGGACACAAGAGAGGAGCUUCUCAAGUUCUAUAGGGAAAAUUAUUCAGCUAAUCUCAUGCAUCUUGUGGUAUAUAGCAAAGAUGAACUUGAUAUAUGUGAAAGCCUGGUACAAAGCAAAUUCCAUGAAAUAAAAAAUACAGAUCGAGACCGACUCAUUUUUACUGGACAACCGUGCAAUUCAGAAAGUCUUCAGAUCAUUGUGAAAGCUGUCCCAAUUAAAAAAGAUCACAAGUUGAGAUUUGUGUGGCCAAUUACUCCUUCAAUCCGACACUACAAGGAAGGGCCUGCUAGAUAUUUGGGUCACUUGAUUGGACAUGAAGGAGAAGGAUCUUUGUUUUACAUCCUGAAAAAAUUGGGCUGGGCUACAAGUUUAUCUGCCGGGGAAUCAGAAUGGACUUAUGAAUACUCCUUUUUCAAAGUGAGUAUCGAUUUAACAGAUGAUGGUCAUGAGCAUUUUCAGGAUAUUGUGGCUCUGCUGUUCAAAUAUAUACAUCUUUUGCAGGAAGCUGGUCCCUGCCAAUGGAUAUUUGAUGAGCUUGCUGCUGUAUGUGAGACCUCCUUCCACUGUCAAGACAAGGCCCGCCCUAUUGAUUAUGUAGUUGGUAUUGCAUCUGAUAUGAAGAUUUAUCCUCCAAAUGAUUGGCUUGUGGGAUCAGCUUUGCCAUCAAAGUUUAAUCCUGAAACAAUUCUGUCAGCACUGAAUGAGCUAAGCCCAUACAACUUGAGAAUAUUUUGGGAGUCAUCGAAGUUUGAUGGACAGACAAAUUUAAUUGAACCUUGGUAUGGAACUGCAUAUUCUGUUGAGCAAUUAGCUGGAUCUACAAUAGAGCAAUGGGUUGGAAAAGCUCCCAAUGUAGAUCUGCAUUUGCCAGCUCCUAAUGAGUUUAUUCCUUCAGAUCUCUCUCUCAAAACUGCUCAGGAGCAGAUUAAAUUACCUGUUCUGAUGAAGAAAUCAAUGUUCUCAAGAUUAUGGUACAAGCCUGACACAGCCUUUUUAGUUCCAAAGGCGUAUGUUAAGAUAUGUUUCGACUGUCCUUUUUCUGGAAACUCCCCUGAAUCAGAAGUCCUCACUGAAAUAUUUACACGCAUGUUGAUGGACUACUUAAACGAAUAUGCAUAUUAUGCAGAAGUUGCUGGCCUGCAUUAUGGAGUUCACAGUACUGGCUAUGGUUUUGAGGUUACUGUGAUUGGAUUUAAUCACAAACUAAGAAAAUUACUGGAGACUGUAAUACAAAGAAUUGCUGAGUUCGAAGUAAAACCUGAACGAUUUGCUGUUAUAAAGGAGCGGGUCUCAAAAGAAUAUCAGAAUUUGAAAUUCCAACAGCCAUGUCAGCAUGCUAUGAACUACUGCUCAUUAAUACUACAAGACCAAUUCUGGCCAUGGACUGACAAACAUGAUGCUCUUUCUCACCUUGAAGCUGAGCAUCUUGUUAAGUUUUAUCCGUUAAUGCUCUCGAAGACCUUCUUGGAAUGCUAUGUAGCAGGAAAUAUUAAACCAGAAGAAGCCGAGUCAAUGAUAAAGUAUGUUGAAGGAGUUUUCUUUGAGGGCUCCAAUCCCUUGUCUCAGGCUCUGUUUGCUUCUCAACACAUGACUGAUAGAAUCAUUAAGCUCGAGAAGGGAAUAAAUUACUUCUAUAGUGCUGAAGGUCAAAAUCCUAGUGAUGAAAAUUCUGCUCUUAUGCAUUACAUUCAGAUUCACCGGGAUGAUUUUAAGUUGAAUGUGCAACUUCAACUUUUUGUUCUGAUAGCAAAGCAACCUACAUUCCACCAGCUUAGAACAGUUGAACAGCUUGGUUACAUUACUGUACUUUUGCAGAGGAAUGAUUCUGGUAUCCGCGGUUUGCAGUUCAUCAUCCAAUCAACUGUCAAGGGUCCUGGCCAAAUUGAUUUGAGAGUUGAGUCAUUUCUGAAGAUGUUUGAAACCAAGCUCUAUGAAAUGUCAAAUGAAGAAUUUAAGAACAAUGUUAAAACGCUAGUUGAGAUGAAGCGUGAGAAGCACAAAAAUUUAGGAGAAGAAUCCAGGUUUUACUUGCGAGAAAUAAUUGAUGGCACCCUCAAAUUUGACCGGAAAGAUCGUGAGGUUGAAGCACUGGAACAAUUAUCCCAGAAGGAAUUGAUAGAUUUCUUCAAUGAGUACAUAAAGAUCGGUGCUCCUAACAAGAAGAGCUUGAGCAUUCGCAUAUAUGGGAACCGUCAUUCUUCCGAGUUAGAGGCAGACAACAACAAAACAUCAGAUCCGACCUCUGUUCGCAUAGAAGAUAUCUUUACUUUCAAAAGAUCGCGCCCUCUGUAUGGCUCAUUCAAGGGAGGAUUUGGCCAGUUCAAGCUCUGAAGAUAUAAGCAGAGAUCGAACAAUCCGGAGAAUCGGAGCGGGACGAACGUAAGUUAGUUACAUUUAUACACUUUCCUAUGAUCUUUUGCAGUGCUUUUGCUUUAGCAGUUUAUACUACUUGAGGAUUGAAUAUUAAUACCUUUAUUACCUGGAAGACAGCAUUUGCUAGUAGUAGAAGAAUGAAGAUGCUUUCCUUAUA